This is a messenger RNA of Asparagus officinalis (garden asparagus), 1731 nucleotides long. RefSeq lists its product as uncharacterized. Gene Ontology annotation, cellular component: extracellular region. The transcript has 10 exons. The coding region runs from base 1 to 1617 and encodes 538 amino acids. NCBI's taxonomy places the organism in Eukaryota, Viridiplantae, Streptophyta, Magnoliopsida, Asparagales, Asparagaceae. Gene Ontology annotation, biological process: defense response. The record is from RefSeq and is a predicted model, not a curated record.
AUGUUGAAAGGUGUUGGUUUUGAAAAUUUCUCAUCCCUUAUUAUCUCUCAUCAGUUCUCUUCUUUUUCUUCCUCUGCCCUGAUCUCUCUCACCCCAGGAUCUGCAACAUUUCCAGCCAAGAUGUCUUUUGAUCCGACACCAGUGAUCGCAUUGACAGGUAUUCAGGUGCUGAAUGUUGGAGAGGAACUUAAGAGACAAAUUCUACCAUUGAAGACGGGUCAAAGUGUUUAUGAUGUAUGUAGUCUUAAAGAAUCCAGAUGGUAUGAAGUCAAGAUAUCGUAUCCAUCUUCUGUGCCUGCUAGCUUCUCGCUACAAAUGAAGAGCAAUGCAAUAUACCUUGGGUUAAAUAAGAACAGAAGAUUAUUAGAUACCGAGAAACUAACUUUCAAGACUGAUCAUAAUAAUUUGAACUCAGGUAACAGUCAUAUGUAUCUUCUUGUGACUGUCGAACCAGUUGGGGCUGUUGCAAAGCUGGGUGUCCAAGAAGGUGGACUGAAUAUGUAUAAGCAGUACUCCAAGAAACUUCUAAUUUUUAGGAACUGGCCCAAGAAAAAGCUUAUGGCUAAUGCUAGACAAUGGAAAGAAUUAGUGUUUCCACGGCUGAAAAUGAAGGAAAAUAAAACGGAAAUUGCCAUAGAAGUAACUAACUAUAAUUUUCCUGAAGUACCUGGAAUUGCAAAUUGCAUAUAUUAUCAAGACACAAUUGAGAAGUGUCCGAGGAGUAUUGAACAUGUCUGUGUUGAUGCAUAUCUGACAUGGGUACAAUUUCGUAAUGGGAAUAUCCAUGCUAUCACUACAUGUAUUAGAAGCUACCCCAAUGUUACACAGUUACAGAAGAUAGGGGAAUUGGAAUUGAUUUUUCUCAGCAGGACAAAGAGUAUUUCCAGGUGCAAGCUCAGAGGUAACAUUGUCGAGGGGCACUUUGUCACGCUCCAGAUUGUUAACAAAUGCCCUUUUCCGAUAUGGCCAGCAACUGCUCCCAAUGCCGGCCAUCCGGUGAUAGCCUCUGGUGGCUUUUUCCUUCCCUCUGGCCAAGCGAAGGUGAUUCAGGCACCCGCAACUUGGAGUGGUCGUUUAUGGGCGAGAACAGAUUGUAAUUUUCGGUCUAACUUCAACUGUGCUUGCAAAACUGGUGACUGUCAAGGUUUGCUUUCGUGUAACGGAGCUAUCGGUCUACCCCCUGCAACCCUUGUGGAGGUUUCAUUACAAGAAGGCAAGCCCAGCUUUUACGACAUCAGCAUCGUAGAUGGAUAUAACCUACCGAUAUCGGUCUCAACCAAGCCAUUUGACUCCAAGUGUUUGAUUAAAGGCUGCAUCAAAGACAUCAAUGCAUUAUGCCCCCAGGAGCUCCAGCUUCUGGAUGAAGACGAUAACGCGGUCAUCGCCUGCAAAAGCGCGUGCUUGGCGUUCAAUUUGGACGUGUUUUGCUGCAGAAAUGAAUAUGGGAAGCCUGAAAGUUGCAGGCCAAGCUUGUAUUCAGACAUGUUUAAAGAUGCUUGCCCUUCGUACGUCAGCUAUGCUUAUGACUCUCCACCGCCCCUCGUGUCCUGCAGUUGUAAGGAUUUUGUUGUGACUUUCUGCCCCUCCAGUAAGUGGGGCAGUGAUCUGUCCAUGUAGGGAAGUUGAAAAUGUAAUGAUCAUGACCGUAGAGCAUGAAGGCUAGCUAUAGAAAAUGUGAUAUUGAACAUGCUGAUAUAUGCUUAAAUAACUUUUUGGUCUAAUAAACAUGCU